Benincasa hispida (wax gourd) is the source of this 1670-nucleotide messenger RNA. RefSeq names its product anthocyanidin 3-O-glucosyltransferase 5-like. Lineage: Eukaryota; Viridiplantae; Streptophyta; Magnoliopsida; Cucurbitales; Cucurbitaceae. The record is from RefSeq and is a predicted model, not a curated record. Gene Ontology annotation, molecular function: UDP-glycosyltransferase activity.
UAUAUUCAUAUCCAUACAUACAAAGUCACAGCUAAAGCCUGUAGUUUCUGCACUCUCAUUUUUACUUUCUGUCAUCUUCUUUUCGUCUCUCCAUGGAUUCCCAAACACACGUUGCUCUCAUUUCCAGCCCCGGAAUGGGUCACCUCUUUCCCUCACUCGAGCUCGCCACGCGCCUCUCCACGCGCCACCACCUCACCGUCACUGUUUUCAUCGUCCCCUCCCACUCCUCCAACGCCGAAAACAAAGUCAUCGCCGCCGCCGAAGCCGCCGGUCUCUUCACCGUCGUCGAACUCCCUCCGGCCGACAUGUCCGACGUCACCGACUCCUCCGUCGUUGGCCGUCUCGCCAUCACCAUGCGCCGCCAUGUCCCGAUUCUACGCUCCGCCGUCUCCGCCCUUACCUCCCUUCCCUCCGUCCUCAUCGCCGACAUCUUCGCCACCGAAUCCUUCGCCGUCGCCGACGAGUUCCACAUGGCGAAAUACGUCUUCGUUGCCUCUAAUGCAUGGUUCUUAGCCUUAACCGUUUACGCCCAGGUUUGGGACAAGCAAAUCGUUGGGCAGUACGUGGACCAGAAAGAACCGCUUCAAAUCCCUGGAUGCGAACCGGUUCGCCCAUGCGACGUUAUCGACCCGCUUCUGGACCGGACCCAACCACAGUAUUUCGAAAUCGUCAAGGUGGGGAUGGGAAUAGCGUCGUGCGACGGCGUUUUGGUUAACACGUGGGACGACUUGCAAGGUCGCACGCUCGCAUCUUUCCGAGAUCGGAAUCUGUUGGGUAAAAUCAUGAAGCCGCCGGUUUACUCUAUUGGACCGAUCGUGAGGCAGUCCGGUUCGAAGAAAGGCGGUUCGAGCGAGUUGUUCAACUGGUUGAGUAAGCAACCCACUGAGUCAGUGAUCUACGUCUCGUUCGGGAGCGGUGGAACGCUGUCGUUUGAGCAAAUGACAGAAGUGGCUCACGGUUUGGAGAUGAGUCGUCAGAGAUUUGUUUGGGUGGUACGCGCCCCAAAGGUAAGAUCAGACGGUGCGUAUUUCACGACGGGGGAUGGGAGUGAGGAGCAAUCAGCGGGGAAGUUUUUGCCAGAGGGAUUUUUGGAGCGCACAAGCGAGGUGGGAUUUGUGGUAUCAAUGUGGGCGGACCAGACGGCGGUGUUGGGAAGUCCGGCGGUGGGUGGUUUUUUCACGCACGGCGGAUGGAACUCGGCGUUGGAAGGGAUAACGAACGGAGUUCCAAUGGUGGUGUGGCCGUUGUACGCUGAGCAGCGGCUGAACGCGACAAUGCUGGCGGAGGAGGUGCGAGUGGCAGUCCGACCAAAGGAGCUACCGACAAAGGCAGUGAUCGGACGGGAGGAGAUUGCAGCAAUGGUGAGGAAGAUAAUGGCGGAGGAGGAUGAAGAAGGGAAAGCCAUUAGAGCAAAGGCUAAGGAACUUCAACGGAGUGCAGAGAAUGCGUCGGCAGAAGAUGGAUCAUCGUAUGAAAACUUUGCUCGAGUUGUGAAAUUGUUUGGGACAAGCGCCCCAUGAAUUUCACUGUCUUAUUAUUUGUUAGGGUAUAUGUUGUAGUGUGUAAUGUUCUGAGUGUUUUUUUUUUCCCUCUUUUCCACUUUGACUCGUUCGGUUCAAUAAUGUUGGGUACAAAUUUCAUACCAUAAAUAUAUAGCCACUUCGUUUCUA